UUCGAAGCUGUGGAUGGGAUGACUCCAGUUAUCUUAACGCCUGCUACCAGCGAUCCGGUUUUGGCGGACGACAAGAGGUCUGCUCAUGUACAACAAAUCUGUGCAAUAGUGCAACAGCUGCAGGAGUCGCAAUGCUCUUUGUUACCUCAUUAUUAGCAUUCCCAGCACUUUUGUAAAUAAGCAACAAAAUUUUUUUAAAUUAUAAAUAUAAAUGUACUAGUGUAUAAAAUGAGUCAAGAAAAUUAAGUGCUGUUAUUGUCAUUUAUUUUCGUACAAUUUAAAGAAAACCUAGAGAAUGCAUUUGACUUUUUGUCAUUUGUUAGGCACAUGUGAUGACCCUAAUCAAAAUGUCAGCUUAUUUGGAUUUUUCAUAUUGAGCAAAUCAUCCAGUCAUUCGGAUUUGGCAUCUGGAAAAAUUCUGUUGGAUCCCUGAAAAAUUGAUGAUGCAUAGAUGGGUGACAUAAAUAAUGAGAAGAGAAAUACUACGCAGCUCGAGGAAAGGAAUGAUCCAUUUGAUAUUCUUAAAAAAGAAAGCAAUGGAAAGGUCAACAUUGCAAUUCGGAAAAAAACAAGACCUAUUCCUGAUGUAAUUCCAAGAUUCCCUAGUGAUUUGAAAUUACCACUGAAUGUUAAAGGGAUAUGCAAUGACACUGUAGGCGUUGAAUUGUGCAGCAAACUAAAUUUAAACAAUAAAGAUGCACAUAAUAAUGUAAGCGUAUCCGACCAGGGAGUGCAGAUGGGAGGGAAUACCAUCCCACCAAAUGAGACUUCUUGUCCUUAUGUUUUGACAUUGCUCCCUCCAUCAGUGGGACAGAAUGUGAAUUCACCACCAAGAAUUCAUCCCCCAUACAGCACUGGCCAAUUUGUCCAAAGCGCAUCCCCUUUUGUCCGGGUCCCUCUGGUAGAUCCGAUGUACUACCAAAAUCAAUGCUCAUACCAGUACGGGUAUAGGAUGCCAGCACUUGUCAGGAAUGCUGACAAUGUGUAUUGGAACCACCAACAAAUGUACAGGUCGAAACCAGGGAGCGUUUAUGGAAUUCCUCCAGAGCCGAGGGUGAUGCAAAGUGAAUACCAUCGAAUGAAUAGGCAAUUUAAUCUCCUGCUACAGCCCAAUGCUGUUAGGGUAUUUAACGAUUACAAAUCUAAUUUACAAAAGCCAGUUGUAAAUGAACAGGAGGCGAAUAACGUUUCUCCGAGGCAGAAAUGCGCUGAUCAAAAAUUUGAAGACCCAAAAGACAACAUGACCGUUCAUAUCGGUGGAUUGUUAACUCUUCCGAGAAGCCUCCAAACAUACAGUGAUGAAUCGUCCCAAAGCUCUACGUCGUCUUCCAGAAAUGAUGAUGAAUCUACUAAAAUUGCUUUUACUCUGCCCGGAAUGGCUGAAUUUAAAAAAAUGGCUCACACAGGAUGCAGGGAUCUAGAAAGAUUGAUAGCCAAAUACAAUGUUAAAAGCUCGAAAGUAGACCUGGAAGAAUUUUGCAAAGCGGUAAAGGCCAAUUUGGUCAAUACGAGCCCGGGAUUGAUUCAAAUGGAACCGGUACUAAGAGAAAUAAUACUGGCUUUUCUCCAUAUAUCUAGUUCAUGGGUGAGUCUCGCUAGUCUUCUGCCUGUUUCGAAAGAACAGCCGAAUCCUUUAGACAGCUCUCUUGAACCGUUGGCAAAAGAAUUUCAACAAUGGCAGGAAAUUUCUAAAACUAUGUUAGAGAAAAUAAGUUUAGCUCUGCAUGGAAUCCCAAACGAACACGAGCGGUAUGUUUCUGGUGCGUAUAAGAAAAAUGUCAAUCCACGAAAUACAAAGCCGAUAGAGACAGAUGUACCGAUGAAAGUCUCUGAAAAUUGGCCCACUGUGAAUGAAUGGCAACACUUCUCAAGACAAAAUUCUCAAAGAGAAAACCACCAGCAGCCCAACCCAAUAAGCCCAAGACAAAAUAUGCGCACUCAGCAAAAUUCGUUUCUCAGUUACUCUUAUCCCAAUGACAACUCUCAGAAUGAAAAGAGGAAAAAUAGCAAUUUGCCUCUAGCCAAAGAAGUGAGCUCAAAUUUGAGGGAUUGGGACACACCAUUUGGCUCCACGAUAAUCUAUCCGCAGCAAUAUGGAAAUAAAAAAUCACAAGAUGGAAAAAAAACUUCUCCUCAAUCAAAUAGAAAUGACCACUUUCGAAAGUGAAAACAGAUUUGUCGUGAAAUAACCGGAAAGGAUCCUGAAGUGUCAAUGGUCUUUAUUAUGUUUUAGUUAAUUUUUUGUUUAGAACAAGUUCAGUCAAAUGGGAAAUUAGAAGAUAAUAAUUCAUCAAGCAAGUCCGUCUUUGUUGUAGACCCAAGCAAUUAUCUUUGUUCUUUUUUGAACAUUAUUUGGUCCAAGAAGUUUGUUUUGUGAGCAAAAAAAACAAGUAAGCUUAUAAAAAUGGAAUCAUCAGUUAAAUAAAAAAGAAAAUAAUACAAAAAGAAUAAAACACUUAACAAAUCGAAGAUAAAAGAAAAGCAAGACAUGUUUCCCAUGGUGGUUAUAUUUGAAUAUUAAGGAGAAAGCUGCAUUUCUUUCACUGGAAAUUUCAAUUAAAUGGUUCAAUCAUCAAGCAUCAAGUAUCCAGACGCAAACACUACUAAAUACACCAGUUUUACAUUUCUUG
Messenger RNA from Cimex lectularius (bed bug), 2630 nucleotides. RefSeq lists its product as uncharacterized. The transcript is spliced from 6 exons. The record is from RefSeq and is a predicted model, not a curated record. NCBI's taxonomy places the organism in Eukaryota, Metazoa, Arthropoda, Insecta, Hemiptera, Cimicidae. Bases 452 to 2167 code for a protein of 571 amino acids.